Molecule: messenger RNA, 695 nt
Organism: Glycine soja
Lineage: Eukaryota; Viridiplantae; Streptophyta; Magnoliopsida; Fabales; Fabaceae
Product: 54S ribosomal protein L51, mitochondrial-like
Exons: 4
Coding region: 126-485 (119 amino acids)
Biological process (GO): mitochondrial translation
Cellular component (GO): mitochondrial large ribosomal subunit
Molecular function (GO): structural constituent of ribosome
Source: RefSeq, a predicted model, not a curated record
CCGUACUGGCCCAAUUCAGAAAAUAGAAUGACCCUAGUCACUUCCAAAAACAACACAGAACCAUCGAAAACCCCUCUCCGCUGCGAAGACGUACUCACUCUCUUCCUCUUUGUGCCAAGGUUUAGAUGGCUUUGCGAGGGGUUUGGCAACUUAACAAGCUGAUUGUCAGUUAUUGCAACUGGGGCGGAAGUAGCAGAGGUAUAAGGGCAUUUAUGGAGUCUCAUUUGCCAACGUUUAAGGAGAAGAAUCCUCAAUUAGAGGUGGUAACUGAACUCAUUCGUGGUCAGCAUCCACAUCUGAAGGCUUAUUACAAGAACAAGAAUCAGCGAGUGAUAUGUGUGAAGAAUAUGGACCCAGAAGACAUACUUUUGCAUGCAACCAGGCUAAGAAAUGCAUUGGGAAGGAAGGUAGUGAAAUUGAGGACAAGACAUGUAACCAAACACCCUAGUGUGCAAGGUACUUGGACAACUGCUGUGGAGUAUUAAGAUAGAACACCAUGUGUAUGAGAAAGUUCCUUUUCUUAUGGUAAUCAAUUUGUGAACUGGUGGGUGUUAGUUCUCAUGUAUCUGGCACAAUUACCAGUUGUUCAAUAAUUCACUUUUUUUUGGGUGGUUUGCAUUGUUUGCUUCACAAUGAUGAAGCUAAUGAGCAAAAUUGAAAAAGCGCGAUAAAGGUGGUUGUUGGUUCCGCUUAAA